GCGGCUUCCUGGUGCCCUCCUCUCGGCGCAGCGGCGUGGAGUCUCAGAAGCCCGCACGCGCUCCACUCAGAGGCUGCUAAGAUUCUGCAAAGUAACCGAGCUGCAGCCAAAAUGCUCGUUUUAUUCGAGACCGCCGCUGGAUACGCGAUAUUCAAGGUCCUCGAUGAAGCCAGGCUGCAAGAAGUUGACAGCCUCUACAAGGAGUUUUUAACUCCCGAGAAGGCAAACAAAAUUGUGAAACUGAAGCACUUUGAGAAGUUUCAGGACACCACAGAGGCCUUAGCAGCUGCCACGGCCCUAACCGAAGGGAAAAUUGGCAAGAGUUUGAAGAAAGUGUUGAAGAAGGUCGUGGCAAAGGAUGCUCACGAGCAGCUGGCCAUCAGCGAUGCAAAGCUUGGUGGUGUCAUUAAAGAAAAGAUGGACCUCACCUGUGUCCACAACUCUACUGUGGCUGAGCUAAUGAGGUGCAUCAGGGGUCAGAUGGAGAACCUCAUCACUGGGCUCCCACCCAAGGAGAUUAGCGCCAUGUCCCUUGGAUUAGCUCACAGUUUAUCCCGCUACAAGCUGAAGUUCAGUCCAGACAAAGUGGACACUAUGAUUGUGCAGGCCAUCUCUCUUUUGGAUGACCUGGACAAGGAGCUAAACAACUACAUUAUGCGCUGCAGAGAGUGGUACGGAUGGCACUUUCCAGAGUUGGGAAAGGUUGUGACUGACAACUUGAUCUACUGCAAAGCUGUACGCAAAAUAGGUGACCGCACAAACGUUGCCGGCUCCGAUCUGUCAGAAAUCCUCCCAGAGGAAAUCGAGGCAGAGGUCAAAUUGGCUGCGGAGAUCUCCAUGGGAACCGAAGUGUCUGAGCAGGACAUCGGCAACAUCAGGCACCUCUGCGAUCAGGUGAUUGAUAUCACAGAGUACCGAACUCAGCUGUACGACUACCUGAAGAACCGAAUGACGGCCAUCGCCCCCAACCUGACCGUGAUGGUGGGAGAGCUGGUCGGAGCCCGUCUCAUCUCGCAUGCAGGUUCCCUUCUGAAUCUGGCCAAGCAUCCAGCCUCCACCGUGCAGAUCCUCGGAGCAGAGAAGGCUCUGUUCAGGGCCCUGAAGACUCGCAAAGACACACCCAAGUACGGUCUCAUCUACCAUGCCUCCCUGGUGGGCCAGACCAGUGCUAAGAAUAAGGGCAAGAUCUCCAGAAUGCUGGCAGCUAAAGCGGCGCUGGCCAUUCGCUACGACGCCCUGGGAGAAGACACGAAUGCAGAGAUGGGAGUGGAGAACCGAGCCAAGCUGGAGAUCAGGCUGCGCCAUCUGGAGGAGAAAGGAAUCAGACGAAUCAGCGGAACGGGCAAAGCAAUGGCAAAGGCCGACAAAUACCAGCACAAGAGUGAAGUGAGAAUUUACGAUCCAUCUGGCGAUUCUACCAUUCCCUCCACCUCAAAGAAGAGGAAGUUGGAGGAGAUGGAGGAGGCUGAAGAGCCCGUAACACCGGCAGUCAAAUCCAAAAAGGCAAAAAAGCAAACCGUACAAGAAGUAGUAGAAGAAGAAGAGGAGGAGGCAGAAGAGCAGACGCCCAAGAAAAAGAAGAAGAAAAAGGUCAAGAAAGAGGAGGAACCAGAAGUGGAAGAGGUAGCCGUCACAAAGUCAACAGAAAAGAAAAAGAAGAAGAAAAAGAAAAUCCAGGAGGAAGAAGAUGACGGUAGCCAUAUCCCAGAUUUCUAUUGCUUUUGGUACGUUGGGGAAAUAUAUACAUUUACCAAAAUGUCACAAUUACAAGCGAGGUUCUUCACGGAAAAUAAAAGGUAUGUUGUAGAUGACGUCCCAUUCUCCAUCCCUGCUGCCUCUGAAGUGCUGGAACUCAGCAAUGUCAUCAACAAGCUACUGGAGGCCAAGAAUGCGUCUCACAGCAAAGUGGAGUUCGACUUCCUGGUCAGGGGUCAGUUCCUGCGAACGUCGCUGGCCACUCACAUGGAAACCGAAGGCAUAUCAACGGAAGACGUGGUGGAGAUCGAGUACGUUGAGCGGAUCACAGCACCAGAGGCGGAGGAGUGCAUGAUGCACGAUGACUGGAUUAGCGCCGUGGAUGCAGAUGCUGAAUGGAUCCUCACAGGGUCGUAUGACAAGACAGCCCGGAUCUGGUCUGUGGAGGGAAAGGCAGUGAUCACUGUGGCCGGACACACUGAAGUGGUGAAAGACGUGGCCUGGGUGAAAAGAGACGGUCUGACCUCUCUGCUGCUCACGGCCUCUCUGGACCAGACCCUCCUGCUGUGGGAGUGGAACUCCGAGCAAAACAAGGUGAAAGCCCGACACUGCUGCAGGGGACACACGGCGAGCGUCGACGCGGUUGCUACGGACCCCACCGGCUCAAGGUUCUGCAGCGGCUCCUGGGACAAAAUGCUGAAGAUCUGGUCGGCAGUGCCCACGGAUGAGGCGGACGAGGUCGGAGAACCCGCCGACAGACCGAGGAAGAAGCAGAAAACUCAACAGCUCGGCCUCACCAGGACCCCACUGAUGACGUUGUCCGGACACAACGAGGCAGUGUCCUCCGUCCUGUGGACUGACAGUGAGGAAGUUUGCAGUGCAUCAUGGGACCACACCAUCCGCAUAUGGGACAUUGAGACUGGAGGAAUGAAGACCACGUUGACGGGCAGCAAAGUGUUCAACUGUAUUUCCUACUCCCCUCUGUGUCGCCGGCUGGCCUCCGGCAGCACCGACCGGCACAUCAGACUGUGGGACCCUCGAACCAAAGACGGCUCGCUGGUGCAGCUGUCCCUGACGUCCCAUACCGGCUGGGUCACCGCCGUGAAGUGGGCGCCGUCGCACGAGUACCAGCUGGUCUCCGGUUCCCUUGACAACCUGGUCAAACUGUGGGACACCAGAAGCUGCAAGGCUCCUCUGUACGACCUGGCAGCCCACGAGGACAAAGUGUUCUGUGUGGACUGGACAGAAAGCGGGCUGAUGCUGAGUGGAGGUGCAGAUAACAAACUGUACACCUACAGAUGCUCAGCCGGUCCGACGGAUGCCGGCGCGUAGGUUGGACGACGAGGACAUAAUGAUGGACAUUAUCAGUGUUGUAACAGGCGACAAUUCGUUUGUUUUUAGCCCCUCUCAAAUUUGACACAUAUUUUCUUAUCAACUGUUUUGUCAUCCCACCCAAGAAAAACUAUAAAUUAAUUUUGUCUCUUAAAAUGUCUCUUCUAUUGACGUUUCAUUCAUUAUUGCAAGAUAGUUGAUUAGUUAUAUUUUGAUGAUGGCAAUAGUGAACUACCCUUAUAGGAUGCCAAAAACCACAGUGAUCAAAUGAGAAAUGCCCAGAAAAGGUUCAAACUUUAUUAAAGUAUUGUAUUAGAUUGUUAUUGGUUGUUUCUUUACCCCCCGCUUUGUUUGAUGACUGCGAAUAAUGAUGAUGGAAGUGUAUCAUAGUUUGGUAUACAAUUGUAUUGUCACGGGAUAUCAUUGUUUAUGUGUCAGAUAUACUUCACAAUGUAUAAUAAUGUACAUUAUCAACGUCUUUGUUUUUUUGGUUAGCAAAAAAAAAACUUUUGGGGAACAACUUUUAUCCUCAGACCGGUUUGAUCAGAGAGGAAUUAAAAUGAAGAUGUGUCACUCAGUUUUGUUUUUUUUGCUCACCACAAUAUCCAAGUAAGGAUUUCAUUGAAAACCCGGUGAAUGUGGAUAGCACUGCUUUCAUUGAUUUCACACGCACGCAUCUGCUCAUCUGCCACGUGUUCUUCUGGUGUGAAAACCGCAAAACAUUAAACCCAAGUUACGAGAUAUUCCAA
Gasterosteus aculeatus aculeatus (three-spined stickleback) is the source of this 3776-nucleotide messenger RNA. It is a transcript of the gene wdr12, whose product is annotated as WD repeat domain 12. Gene Ontology annotation, molecular function: protein binding. The record is from RefSeq and is a predicted model, not a curated record. Gene Ontology annotation, biological process: ribosome biogenesis; maturation of LSU-rRNA from tricistronic rRNA transcript (SSU-rRNA, 5.8S rRNA, LSU-rRNA); maturation of 5.8S rRNA from tricistronic rRNA transcript (SSU-rRNA, 5.8S rRNA, LSU-rRNA). Gene Ontology annotation, cellular component: PeBoW complex; preribosome, large subunit precursor. NCBI's taxonomy places the organism in Eukaryota, Metazoa, Chordata, Actinopteri, Perciformes, Gasterosteidae.